GGGGGAUGAAUUAAAUAGGCCAUUGUAAUGCGUUUGAAGGUUAGAGCCGUCACCUGCUGCAGCGAGAGCUAUUACAGGUAAUUCUAAUUUCUAGAGUUUACUGAAGCAUUGCUAAUUGUUUUUAUUCAUAUUUGGUACACACACAUGUAAUUUAAAAACUCAGUAAAAUUUCUCGAUUUGAAUUUUUUUUUUAAACAGUUAAAAACAUUACAUUUUGGACGCUGCACGUUUGACAUGAAGGAAUUGAUAUUACAUUUUGUUUAAUGCUAACUUUAUCAUUUGACUGUACGGCGUCCUUUACAGCUACAUAUUAAUUGGAAAAAUAAAUUUAUAUCAAACAAAAAUUGACAUAACCAAAAAUUAGCUUUUAAUUUGUGAGUUUAAAAUCAUUUAAUACUUACCACAUAUGCCCCUCUUUUUCUGGCCUUUGUACGUAGUGUAAAGAAAUAACUUUUCAGUUCUUUAAUUACUUACAAAAGUUUUUUUUACUUUUUUAAAAAUUUAAUUUGAAAUUGAUGAAUUUAUAUUUUACCUUAGGUUAACCGUGUGGACUUGCCGGCACAUUUCGAGACCCUUUUCAAAAGAAUAACCAUAAAAUGGCUUAUUACGGUUCCCAAAGAAGGGGUACUGUGGAUUACCUAAAGUACGCUGUACAAAAAAACGAGCUUUGUCCCCCUUACUGGACGAAUAGAGGACAGUUUUGGGCAUCUCAGCCAGUUUUGGUUCCCGUUGAUGAAAGAACAAAAGAAGCCAUCAAAGCCCUCGUGGAAGAAACCUGGAACAGACAUGAAGUGGGAAGAGGUCGCGAUGCUAAAAAUCUGAGUUAUUCCAAACUUGUUGUGAAAAAUGUGGAAAGAGUUGAGAAUCUACAACUGUUUAAGAAAUACGCCACGGCGAGAAGAGAGAUGAUGGAGAGACAGAUUCGCAAAGGUGUAGUCUGCCCUGCUGUCGAAACUAUAUGCAAGUCUAGGGAGCAGGUUGCAACAACUAAUUUACUCUGGGGCCAGAAGGCAUUCAUGAAAGAGGACCUUUACCUUGAGGUCAACGAACACUAUUUGUUCCACGGGACGACGGUGGACAGAAUUGGGGGUCUGACCAGUAUUGGGUUUAAUGUUGGUCAGUCGGACAGCAACAACAUGUUUGGACGAGGCAUUUACCUAGCAGAGAAGACCAAUAAAGCUGAUCAGUAUGCUGGUACGUAUAAAUGGGCUUCGCUUUUUUUCAGUUAGGAGAUGAUAGCUACUUUGAACACUAAAUAUGCUUUCUAGCCAAGAGGUAGCGAGUUUAAAUGGGUUAGGAAUUCCCUCAGCUACAGGCUGAGAAUUCUAUAGGCGCGGCGACGGUAAAGCUUGGUGGGAAACUCCUAUCACACAAGAUUGUUGUUAUCUUACCUCUUAGUUAUAACGCAAAUCUUGCCUCUUAAAGUUAUAACACGAAUCUUACCUCUUACAGAUAUAAAACGAAUCUUACCUCUUACUGUUAUAAAACGAACCUUACCUCUUACAGAUAUAAAACGAAUCUUACCUCUUACAGAUAUAACACGAAUCUUACCUCUUACAGUUAUAAAACGAAUCUUACCUCUUACAGUUCUAACACGAAUCUUACCUCCUACAGUUAUAACACGAAUCUUAACUCUUACAGUUCUAACACGAAUCUUACCUCCUACAGUUAUAACACGAAUCUUAACUCUUACAGUUAUAACACGAAUCUUACCUCCUACAGUUAUAACACGAAUCUUACCUCCUACAGUUAUAACACGAAUCUUACCUCCUACAGUUAUAACACGAAUCUUAAGUUAUAACACGAAUCUUAACUCUUACAGUUAUAACACGAAUCUUACCUCCUACAGUUAUAACACGAAUCUUACCUCCUACAGUUAUAACACGAAUCUUACCUCCUACAGUUAUAACACGAAUCUUACCUCCUACAGUUAUAACACGAAUCUUACCUCCUACAGUUAUAACACGACUCGUACCUCCUACAGUUCUAACACAAAUCUAACCUCUUACACUUACAUUACACGAACUAAAAUAAGGAACUACCAACAAAUGUUUGAUUCUAAUAACGCUUGCGUUUAGAGACACGAUAACUUAGGUCUCUAGGAUUUAAUUUGCUUGAUAAACGAAAUUCUCAAUGAGAACAAUUUUAUGUGAACAAAUGUUUCUUUUUCUCUUAACUUAGACCAAAGGGAUGCCAGGAGUCCUCAUGGACACCGACUCAAGCUCAUCCUCUGUAGAACACUCCUUGGAAAUGUCUGUGCACGCGAGGGUUAGUGGAGACCAAGCUCUUUACGAUAACUAUCUGAGACCAGUCGAUUUACAUUUCUUUAUAACGAUCUGACACCAAUCUAUUUACAUCUUGUUAUAACUAUAUAAGACCAAUAUAUUUACAUCUCUUUAUGACUAUCCGAGACCACUAUAUUUGCCACUUUUUAUAACUAUCUGAGACCAAUCUUUUUACAUCUCUUUAUAACUAUCUGAGACCAAUCUUUUUACAUCUCUUUAUAACUAUCUGAGACCAAUCUUUUUACAUCUCUUUAUAACUAUCUGAGACCAAUCUAUUUACAUCUUUUUUAUAAAUAUCUGAAAACAAUAUAUUUAAAACUCUUUAUAACUAUCUGAGUCCAAUCUAUUUACACCUCUCUAUAACUAUCUGAGACCAAUCUAUUUACACCUCUCUAUAACUAUCUGAGACCAAUCUAUUUACACCUCUCUAUAAUUAUCUGAGACCAAUCUAUUUACACCUCUCUAUAACUAUCUGAGACCAAUCUAUUUACACCUCUCUAUAACUAUCUGAGACCAAUCUAAUUACACCUCUCUAUAACUAUCUGAGACCAAUCUAUUUACACCUCUCUAUAACUAUCUGAGACCAAUCUAUUUACUCCUCUCUAUAACUAUCUGAGGCCAAUCUAUUUACACCUCUCUAUAACUAUCUGAGACCAAUCUAUUUACACCUCUCUAUAACUAUCUGAGACCACUCUAUUUACACCUCUCUAUAACUAUCUGAGACCAAUCUAUUUACACCUCUCUAUAACUAUCUGAGACCAAUCUAUUUACACCUCUCUAUAACUAUCUGAGAAAAAUCUAUUUACACCUCUCUAUAACUAUCUGAGUCCAAUCUAUUUACACCUCUCUAUAACUAUCUGAGACCAAUCUAUUUACACCGAUCUAUUAUUCUCCGACACCACACCAAUCUGUUUAACUUAUCCUAUUGACUAUCUGAUUAUCCGUUCAAACAUGACAUGUUCUGAUUGUUUAUAAUACAAGUUUACAUAUCUUUGAUGACUCUUCUUUCAAAUCUCAAGUGGUUCACAUGACGUUGAUAUUCUAAUCUAUGGGGGGGGGGGGGGGGGGGGGGUGGGGGGAAUCGUAUCACAGUACGACGCAACUGACCUUAGCUACGCCACGGAAUGGAAAAGAAACUAUAGUGAAUUAUACAUUUUAUUUCCGUAUAUUUCCGUUAAGAUAACACGUACAUCCAUUACCACUAGAGAAUGGCAGAUGGGGAAGUGGCAUCGUUGGUGGGAUGAGGUGGGGCAAUGUGAUGUGUUUCAUGAGGUGAAGGGAAUAGAGUAUUGCAUGGAGGGGAAGAUAGAAGUUUACAAGAAGGCAAGAAUGGGGAAAGGUAAAAGUUUAUGAGGCACAGUAAUGGGAAAGCUGUGAUGACCGACGCGCCUUCCAUAGCAUUGGAUUUACUUUCCAUGAGUGCUACACAGUGCUACAUGACAGUGCUACACAGAAAUUGCAUCCUAAUGCAGACCAGAUUAUAUCUAGGCUUUCGUCGCAGUAACUACAUUUUUAAGCAAACGGCACUACGACGAGACUUUAAAAUAAAAAAAAAAGUUUCGGGAGCUUUUCGUAUGUUUGGUUAAUUUUGAUUUUUUUUUUUUUAAAUAUACUUGGGGCGUUUUCAGCACAAAGUUACCGCAUGUAUUUGUGUUAACACCGUAAGGAAUCCAAUAAGAAUAACUGUGAUUGACGUCUACGGUUUCGAUAUGAAUAAACCAACCAGAAUAUUAUCUUUUAGUGUGUUUCGUUGUUAUUAAUUUAAGCAAAUCGCAAGACAAUGUCCUGUAUAUUUAUUUGUGUAAACUUACAUUAGAUAUUGAGUGGAUUUCCUGAUACAAAUUGUGUUUUGAAUGCAAACCCCGACACCUAGUCUUUGGAGCUCGUAACUAUGUUUUCUGAGAGGUGAAAAGGGGGGGGGGGGGGGGGUGUCAGGAUAACCUAGCGUUCUUUUAACCGAACAGGAGUUACGUUGUUUCAUAUACAAUCUACUCCUACUUAAACACGCGUAGUACUUUAUUAUACAACAUUUAGUGCACAGUUUUCAUAAACAGCGUAUCGGGACCAGGUGGUUAAAUAUCAAAAGCGGGUAAGUACUGGACAAUUCAUUUCCGUGACUAUAUAGCGUUGUCCGAAAACGAGCUGCAGGACCUAAGAGUAAACUCCGAAGUCAGUUUGAGUUUGUAGUGCGUGUAUUCUGAUAUGUAUGUGUUAAUACUUGUAUGGUAACUCAACAAGUAUGCGGAUCGCUUUACCUCAGUCUGGUAACCGCCAGACGCAUAUAGGUUUUUACCUGGAUUGUGUGACUAGAUCGGCAUUAUUUUACGUUGUUUGUUAUCCGCAAAUGACAUUGACAUCCGCAUUGCGUACGAUAAUAUAAAAAUAUAGACAUCUUCAGGGCAGAUAGCUAACUAUUCGUAUAAUUGGACGUUCUACUUAACUGUAUGUAUGAAUAUCAUUUUUUUAGAAAGAUUUUGUCAUGUGAGCCAUGAUCAAAUCCAUUCUUUUCUUUUCACCCGUAUUUCAGCGCCUGAGCGUUUGAUGGCCCCUCCUGGGAACUUCGACUCCGUUAUUGUGGACGGACGCUUCAUGUACCGGGAGUUUGUUGUCUACGAUGACAGUCGCCUGUACCCUGAAUACGUCAUCACAUAUUCCAGAGAGUAAACUGUUCUGAAGACUGUUGUUGUUUUUUUUUUUAAUAACAAAGCAUAUCAGAAAUUUGUUCAUAUUUAUGUUAUAGCAAUGAUUCUGGCGGACUUGAUAGAAAGUCAAGAGCUACAAACUAAUUGGCCGACAAUCAAUGUUAAAUAAAUAUAUAGAGAAAGAACGCCUUCAGCCAUGAUAAAAUUGUUCUUAAUGGCAGUAGGAGCUCCAAUGGUUAAAAAAUGAAAUUCUGUCACAAAAGCUUUUGUAUGAUUUUUAAAAAAAAUAUCUUUAAUUUUAAAAUGGAAUCAGAAUGUGUUUAUAUAGUUUUUAAAGAGCAAAUAUCAUUUAAAGAUCACCAAUGAUUUAAAGAUGAUUCAAUAUUAUAAGGUCCUCAAUGUUUUAAAGAUCAUCAAUUAUUUAAAGAUCAUCAAUUAUUUAAAGUUCAUCCAUUAUUUGAAGAUCAUCCAUUAGUUUAGCAUCAUUAAAGAUUUUCAAUUGUCCUUAUCGUUCUUGUUAUUGUGAUAAUGCAUCUUUCAAUUCUUUUAGCUCGGUGCAUAAUUAGACUUGCCACACGUAUCUCUAAGCCAGUGGUUCUUAACCUUUUUGGAGGUACCGAACCCCACCAGUUUCAUAUGCGCAUUUACCGAACCCUUCUUAAUAGGAAAAAUAAAAUAUGAUUUUUUUGUUCUGAUUUUGUGGGGGAUCCCCGCCGAACCCCUAAGACUGACUCACCGAACCCUGGGGUUCAAUCGAACCCAGGUUACGAACCACUACUCUAAGCAAACCAUCUGUGUGACUCCUCGGCAUGUUUGUCUAUGGUUUCAAUCUCAGUUGGGUAGAAAUUGAUGUGUCCCUGUCUACGUCACAUACUCUCGCACACAUUGUUCAUACCAGGACUUUGUUUGUUAUCAAAUUCCAUAGUUAAUGUAACUUAGCUUAAACGUAUGUGUUGAAAGAUUUUUCAAGUUCUAAAUUUGAUACGUUGCAUUGUGUACAAGGCAUUUAAUUGAUGUUAAUUUCAGACCUUGUUCAAUUCGAGGAUUAGAGCACCAUGUUAAGAGUGCAGUCAUUGGCUCUCCCCCCCCCACCCCUGCCACUUCCCAUCGACUCCACACCACCCC
This is a messenger RNA of Lymnaea stagnalis (great pond snail), 6052 nucleotides long. NCBI's taxonomy places the organism in Eukaryota, Metazoa, Mollusca, Gastropoda, Lymnaeidae. The record is from the annotation of a GenBank genome assembly.